Molecule: messenger RNA, 705 nt
Organism: Purpureocillium lilacinum
Lineage: Eukaryota; Fungi; Ascomycota; Sordariomycetes; Hypocreales; Ophiocordycipitaceae
Product: peroxisomal membrane protein PMP27
Biological process (GO): peroxisome fission
Cellular component (GO): peroxisomal membrane
Source: RefSeq, a predicted model, not a curated record
AUGGUCGCCGACGCCCUCGUCUACCACCCCUCGGUGGCGCACUACCUGCGCUUCGUCGCCACCACCGUCGGCCGCGACAAGCUCCUGCGCACCAUCCAGUACUGGUCCCGCUUCUACGCCUGGUACCUGCUGCGCACCAACGGCACCCCCGACCAGAUGGCCCCCUGGGCCGCCCUCAAGAAGCAGUUUGGCCUCGUCCGCAAGGUCCUCCGCUUCGGCAAGGCCGUCGAGCACGUCAAGGCCGCCGCCGUCGCCGCCGACUCCAAGAGCCUCGACACCUUCCUCCGCUACACCGCCUUUGGCAGGCAGAUGGGCUACGCGGGGUACCUCACCUUCGAUGCCCUCGCCCUGCCCGACGCCCUCGGCGUGCGCAAGUGGGAGGGCGCCAAGCGCGCCCAGGACAACGGCUACCGCUUCUGGGCCGCGGGCUUGACGUUUAGCGUCGCCGCGCAGCUGUAUACGCUGUACCAGCUCAAGCAGCGCGAGGCCAAGAUUGACCGCAAGGACGGCGAGGGAGUCGUCGAGAGCAAGCGCAUCGCCAUCGAGCGCUCCGCCAGCCAGCUCCAGCUCCUCUGCGACCUCGCCGAUCUCACCGUCCCGACCUCGGCCCUCGGCCUCAUCGGCUUCGACGACGGCUUCGUCGGCCUCGCCGGCACCCUCAGCAGUUUGAUCGGCGUCUACUCGCAGUGGAAGAAGACCGCCUAA